This is a messenger RNA of Penicillium brasilianum, 4533 nucleotides long. The record is from the annotation of a GenBank genome assembly. Lineage: Eukaryota; Fungi; Ascomycota; Eurotiomycetes; Eurotiales; Aspergillaceae.
GGGCUGUACGUCGUUGAGGUUUCAAGGCUUCCAAUUUCUCGUGAACAACGGCUUUUGACGAGAUUUCUUGGUCGAAUGCGUGAAAAGCCUCAUGACUGUCCUGACCGAAGUUCUGGAUCUUUACAUUUGAGGCAUAGUGUGGAUGUAGUGUGAAAUGUGAAUUUCCCGUAUUAUAUAUAUCGCAUCAAGCUGAACAGUCUCAGAGCGGGGCACCCUUAGUGGGCGAUUGAUUGUUGAUAUGUUCCGGAAAGAGCCGUCUGCAAGGCGUUUCCCAAAUUCAGAGACAACGACACAUCCACUGGUUUUGUCACUGCUUAUGACACCAUCACCGAGUCGAAUAUCGUUGUCUUCAUUUGGGGUCCCGUCACUGAUUCCUACAAGCAGGCCGAUUCAAAUCUAAGGAAGUGUGGAGGCCAUAUCUUUUGCGACAAUUGCGGCGUAUACAACGCCAAUCUGAUUUUAACGCAAAUAGGCGUCGAACAGUCUGAAUUUCCUCGUUCUUCCACAAAGAUACGCAGUUUGAUCUGCUUCUGCUGCGGGAGUUUGUGAGGCUGCAUGUUCCUCGUCUAGCUUCCCUUUUUGACUUGAGGUAUCAAGCAAAGUUAUCAGGGCAUUUCGAUACAGCGACAGAAUCUUAGUUCAACUUGCGCAUGAAUCUAUCAUAACAACAUGACACUAAUCACAGAAUUAAGUGGGUUGUCUGUUUGAUGCUUGGGUUUUAAAAAAGCUCAGACUGAACGAUAUGCUAUUGAUCAUUUCAGAGGGGAGAAAUCGACAGGCUUCCAGAGUAUCGGAAUAUUGUACAGUUCCCAUACCAAACGAGAGGGAUAUUAUAUACACAGAAGAAACACACAUGGUGGGUCCCCCUUAGUCUCAUAGUAGAAAAAACAAGCUGAGGCUGAUUAUGAGGAAGCACUUUGUUUCAAUUCCUCCUCGGCCUUCAUCUCCUUCUCGAGGGCCGCGAAAUCACCCUUGAAGGAAUCCUGCGCGGGCUCCAACCGGACAUCCCAGACAUCCUCGCUACUGGGCCCAGUCUUGUAUUUGAUAGCCUUCUUCUGAUUAUGCGCGCGAAUGGCUUUCCUUCGCAAGUCAUCCGACCACCCGCGGGUCUUCAUGCAUAGCCAAAAAUUAUCCCAAUGUUCGCUGCAGGACCGUAAUUCUCCGUAGCGAUAGACAUUAACGAAUUGACCGCCAAAAGACUGACAGAAGAAAGCGUAAUCGAAAGUUGUUCGGCAGGACAUGCUGUCUGCGUAGAGGGAUUCUGGGGCGAUGGAGGAGGCGGGCUGUGCUAGGGGUGCGCCGGUGUCGGGAUUUGCUGGCGCAGUUGUCGAGCCAUUGAAGGCUUCCGGACCUUGUCUUUGGUUACCGGAGAGCUCGGCAUCUGCUUGUUGAAGCUCUGCGAGAAUUUGCUUGAAUUCAAGGUCGGCUUGUUCGUCCGGAGACAUUUGUUUGGGCGGUGAUGCGAUCUGAGGCCUUGAUUCGGGGACACUUGUUGUCGCAGAGGGCACCUCAUUUGGUGUGUCCUUCUGGGAACUUGAAUUCCACAGCCAGCCCAUCUUGAAGUUUGGUUAUUGUGAGAAAUAGCUUGAUCGCAAAGACGGCGACGGAACUAAGGCGCGGUUUUCGAGUGAUAAUUAGAAAUGUCACGUGCCUUACCGAUAACGAUCGACAAGCAUUAUCGAUAAGAGCGUCGUUCGACGUCAUUCACCCGCGAUCCAACGAAACCCUGAUCUUCAACUCCUGUGCCUGGCCAGAUGUGCCAUUAUUGAGAUGAGGCCUGCAAUUAUUGCGAGAGCCUAUCCGGCUGCAAGGGCUUUACAAUGGAGCCCUGCCGGCCGGUUCUACCAUCCUUCUAGCUCGUUAUCGAGAGCUGCUCUACUUGGACGAAUCUCACCAGCCUGCAUACGUUCAUUGUCAUCCAUACGGUCAGGGCAUAUUAAGCUAGAUCAAAAUGAAGGCAUUCUCUACGUGAACAAUAUCUUCCCGCAACGCUUACAAUGGUUGCUGCGGGGUCCCCUAAGCAACAUCCAGCCUCUCGAGGGUAUCUUGAGAAGAAUCAACAAUCCUGGCAUUGCCGCAUCAGAUCCAAUAACCAUCGCACAACGUGCUUUGCCAACUGGUCUCGGUCUGGAAAUCAAAGAAGUGAUACCGCGAUACAAAGAAGGAGGCGCAUUCAUCAAAUACGCCCGGAAGCCUGAUAUGAACGAUGAAGACAUCCGAGCAGCGGUGCAAGAUCAUCUGAGCAAGAAUCCGAUAAAGCCAUGGUACAAUCCAUUUCAGACCGCGGAAGUUGACCUGGUACAAGGAAGACCUUGGAUCGAAGACUUGGCAAGAAUCCCCAGCCAAUCCGUGAAAGUCGAAUUCUUGCCAGACUCUACAGAGGGCCGGGCUGUUGAAUUGACACAGGAAGCUCUAUACACCCUGUUCCGGCCCUUUGGAAAGCUACUGGAUAUCCAAUCACAACCGAGUGAUUCCAAGGUUGAGCCGAGAUAUGCCACACUGCGAUUCAGCCGACCCCGAUUCGCGGUGAUGGCAAGAAAUUGCAUGCACGGAUAUGUGGUCGGAGAAGCAGAAGGAGGAGGCAAGGCUGGUACCCGCUUCAAGAUCAACUACGAGCGCAAGAUCAAGCUGUCUAUGAUCAAAGAUUGGAUUGUCAACCACCCUCGUAUCGUGAUCCCUGCUAUAGCAGCCUUGGUGGCGGCCAUCACAGUCAUCAUUUUCGAUCCUGUCCGCACGUUCUUCAUCAAGAUCAAGGUCAAAUCUUCGCUUCAUACUGACGACAAUCCAGUCAUUCAGUGGGUUCGCAGACAAGUCAGCAAAGCCAAUAGGAUGUACUUUGGCAGCCGCCGAACGGACCCACGGGGUCUGGCCGCUAUCUGGGAAGAUCGUCAAAAUGAUAUCUCCCAGCUGCGAGCGUGGCUUACCGAGACUGUGGAAACUUUCAUCGUCAUACAUGGACCACGUGGCUCUGGAAAGCGAGAAUUGGUUUUGGAACAAGCACUGAAAGAGCACAAAUACAAGGUCGUCAUUGAUUGCAAGCAGCUACAGGAUGCUCGGGGUGACACUGCCAAGAUCUCUCGAGCUGCAGCCCAAGUUGGCUACCGACCCAUCUUCUCCUGGAUGAACAGCAUCAGCAGUUUCAUAGACCUGGCUGCACAAGGAAUGAUUGGUACCAAGGCCGGGUUCAGCGAGACCUUGGAUGCACAGCUCAGCAAGAUCUGGCAGAACACGGCUGUCGCUAUGAAGCGGGUAGCGCUUGAGGGUCGAACCAAGCAAGACAAGGAUGCAAACUUGAGCGACGAUGAAUACCUCGAGGCACAUCCCGAGAAAAGACCCGUCGUGGUCAUUGACAAUUUUGUGUAUGACUCGGAGGGUGAUAUUGUUCUUGACAAGCUCACCGAGUGGGCGGCCGGCUUGACGACAGCGAACAUUGCCCAUGUCAUCUUCCUCACCACAGACUCAUCGUUCUCGAAGCCGCUGAGCAAGGCCCUUCCGAAUCAAGUCUUCCGCACCAUUGGUCUGGGUGACUGUUCCCUUGAGGUGGGUCGUCGCUUUGUGAUGAGCCACCUCGAUACGGAAGCAGAUGGCGGUGCCGAUGGUCACAAAGAAAAGCCGUCACGGAAUCUGGCUGGGUUGGACGACUGUAUCAAGGUACUGGGUGGUCGUAUUACCGACCUUGAAUUCAUGGCACAUCGAAUCGAGGCUGGAGAAACUCCUCAAGCUGCGGUGGAUCGUAUCGUCGAUCAGUCGGCUUCCGAAAUUAUGAAAAUCUUCAUUCUGGGGACAGAUACCGUCACACCUCAAUGGACUCGUGAACAAGCCUGGCACUUGAUUAAAUCGCUUGCCCACGCUAAGGACGGUGCCCUUCUCUACAACAAGGUCCUACUCUCGGACCUGUUCAAAGACAACGGCGAGGCUACUCUCCGAGCCUUGGAGCAAGCCGAACUCAUCUCCGUUGGUUCUGUCAAGGGCUUCCCGCGGUGGAUCAAACCCGGCAAGCCCGUCUACCAAGCUGCCUUCCAGCGACUCAUUGAGAACAAGACACUCGAGGGCCGCCUUGAUCUUAUGAUUCUCGGACAAUUAAUUGGCCAGGAGAACAAGAGCAUCAGCAAAUACGAGGACGAGCUUCAAGUGCUGGGAUCACUGCCGAAGCAUCCUCGGGAGUUGACGUCUCGUAUUGAAUGGCUUCUACGCAAGAUCCAGGGUUCGCAGUCUAAAAUUCUCAAGUACGAGCAUGAUAGUGCAGCUCUGACCAAGAUGUUGCAAAGCGAGAAAUAGGCAGUUGCUUCGCUCGGUUUGGUGCUCACGAGACUGUGCAAGUUACUUGUAUGUUCAAGGUCGAUCUGUUAUGUACAUUGAUGCAUCUCCUAUCAAAUUUUCUUUCGAAAUAGGGGUUCUUUUACGCUCUACCACUCUCUCGGCAUUCUCGCUUGGCUUAGUUUACCUACGUAUUGAUUAGCAAGCAAGUAGCCUUUGUACCAUAACUGAAUUUUAAAUGUUUCCAGUGCGACUCUCAAGGCAUCCAAAUUAUAC